Messenger RNA from Fraxinus pennsylvanica, 552 nucleotides. The record is from the annotation of a GenBank genome assembly. NCBI's taxonomy places the organism in Eukaryota, Viridiplantae, Streptophyta, Magnoliopsida, Lamiales, Oleaceae.
AUGGAUCUGAAUCCACCUGCAGGGGAAAAUUAUGCUCAUCCGCAGAUAUGCUUCUUCCACGUGGUCUUCAAGGCUGCAGCUUUGGCAUUUUAUAUGCUUUCAGCAUUCUUUGUUGAUAGUUUUGUCAUCAUUUUUGUGGUUACUGUACUCCUAUCUGCACUUGAUUUUUGGGUUGUCAAGAAUGUAAGUGGACGCAUCUUGGUGGGUUUAAGAUGGUGGAAUGAAAUGAAUGAUGAUGGUGAAAGCGUAUGGAAAUUUGAAUGCCUUGACCAAGAGUCACUUGCGAGGAUGAACAAGAAGGAUUCAUGGCUAUUCUGGUGGACCUCAUACCUUACAGCUGUUGUGUGGAUCGUCUUUGGGAUAUUCUCUCUCAUAAGGUUUCAAGCUGAUUAUAUUCUAGUUGUUGGGGUUUGUUUGAUCCUCAGCAUUGCUAACAUUGUUGGCUUUACUAAAUGCCGAAAAGAUGCUAAGAAACAGCUUCAAGAAUUUGCCACCCAGAACCUUUCUUCUCGGCUAUCAUCUACCAUUCAAUCAGCAUUCACCAUUGUAUGA